Messenger RNA from Sebastes umbrosus (honeycomb rockfish), 1898 nucleotides. Its product is annotated as ammonium transporter Rh type B-like. Gene Ontology annotation, cellular component: plasma membrane. The record is from RefSeq and is a predicted model, not a curated record. NCBI's taxonomy places the organism in Eukaryota, Metazoa, Chordata, Actinopteri, Perciformes, Sebastidae. The transcript has a single exon. The coding region runs from base 74 to 1549 and encodes 491 amino acids. Gene Ontology annotation, molecular function: ammonium channel activity. Gene Ontology annotation, biological process: ammonium transmembrane transport; ammonium homeostasis.
CCUUUCUUAUCUAAACAGAUAUAAUACAGACUGCAAAGGAAAUUACUCUUAUUUGUCCCAAAGAGCUGCCAGGAUGAAGACGCGGUCUACCAGCCUUCGAGUGAAGUUACCUGUGUUUGUGUUUGUCACACAGGUGAUUAUUGUUGUCUUGUAUGCUGCCUUUGUCACCUACGAUGAGCAUGCGGACGCCAGAUUCCAGACCAACAGGACUAACCCCAUGGACAACACAGUUUACAGAGACUACCCUAUUUUUACAGACAUACAAGUCAUGAUAUUUCUCGGCUUUGGGUGCUUGCUGGCAUUUUUUCGACUCUAUGGCUUUGGGGGGAUGGUUUUUAACUUCCUCACGGCCACUUUUGCCAUCCAAUGGGCCAUUCUGGUGCAGGGGUACUUCCAGUUCAGCCACGAGGGUAAGAUCCACCUCGGAGUGAUCAACCUCAUAAAUGCAGAGUUUGCCUGUGCCGUGGUGUUGAUAUCUUUCGGGGCAGUGCUGGGGAAGACGAGUCCGCUGCAGCUGCUGGUCAUGGCUCUGCUGGAGGUGCCGGUGUUUUCGGUCACAGAAUGGGUCGUGCUCAAGUAUCUGAAGAUCAACGAUGCAGGAGGCUCCAUUCUUAUUCACCUGUUUGCCUGUUAUUUUGGCUUGGGUGUCACGUUUGUGCUGUACAGGCCUUCCCUAAAUGAAGGCCAUGCAAAGGAGAACACCAGCUACCAGUCUGACAUCCUGUCUGUGAUGGGGACCUUGUUCCUCUGGGUGUUUUGGCCCUCAUUCAACUCAGCAUUGACCCUGAAAGGAGACGACCAGCAUAGAGCCAUCCUCCACACUUUCAUCGGCCUCAGCGCCUCCACUCUCACAGCUUUCGCUCUCUCUGCCAUGCUGAACAAAAACGGUAAGAUCACCAUGGCCGACGUUCAGAACGUGACCCUGGCUGGAGGUGUGACGGUUGGGGCAUCUGUGGAUAUGAUGAUAACACCUGCAGCUGCGUACGCUCUGGGUAUGAUGGGCUGCACUGCGUGUAUGCUGGGCUACAAGUACUUGAGCCCCUUCCUUGCACGGCGCUUCAGGAUCCAAGAUCAGUGUGGGAUACAUAAUUUGCACGGUCUGACAGGGCUUAUAUCCUCCACUGCAGGGAUAUGUGGUAUACUGGUGGCUAAUGAGGAGAUGUAUGGCCCGAGUUUGUAUGAGAUCUUUACCCACAGAGCACCAGUAGAGGGAGACCCUAAGCUGCAAGAGCUCCAGAUGUUGAUCCCCGGUAUACGGCCAGGGUUGGGGAGGACUGCCAGGGAACAGGCUCUCUUCCAGGUCGCAGCUGUGUUCUCCACCAUAGGAGUGUCAGCGCUGGGAGGCGUCCUCACAGGCCUCGUCUUGAAGCUGCCGCACCUCGCACCACCACCCGAUGAUUUAUGUUUUGACGAUGAGCUGUUUUUUGAUGUUCCUCAUGACUACGAUUCACCACUUAAACUCAAUAACACAGUUACAACUGUUCCUCAUGACUACGAUUCACCACUUAAACUCAAUAACACAGUUACAGCAGAGGAUUCUGCUGCCUGACAUGCAGCAGCCAAGUAUAGUCAAUGCAUCCCGACUGAAGAAUGAAAUGUAAAUAAGCAUAUGUUUGUUUUUAUAAGUAAUGGAUUUCGCCAUUAUUCAACAGUGUGUAACAGUUCAUUAAAUUAAAGUUAAUAUUCAUUACAUUGUAAAUAUGAUCAUAAAUAAUUAUGAAAAACAAUGCCAUGCAGUGACACUGUCCAACAUUUUCUGUCUAAUUUAAACAGUAAUGGUGUUAUUUAUUGUCCUACAUGCAAACAAAAAAGGAAAUUGAGUGUUUGAGCUCUCUUGGCCAAUUCAUCACAAUUUUUUUUAUGUGAAAUAAACACUUUUUAAGCUGUGUGCAAAUUCA